Molecule: messenger RNA, 753 nt
Organism: Trichoderma aggressivum f. europaeum
Lineage: Eukaryota; Fungi; Ascomycota; Sordariomycetes; Hypocreales; Hypocreaceae
Exons: 1
Coding region: 1-753 (250 amino acids)
Biological process (GO): regulation of transcription by RNA polymerase II
Cellular component (GO): mediator complex
Molecular function (GO): transcription coregulator activity
Source: RefSeq, a predicted model, not a curated record
AUGUUCCUUGGCCAUGCUUUAACAGCACAACUUGAACUUAACUCAACUACCUACACAUACCUAUCCAUAACCACACGCUUCACAUCCUCCAUACCGCCUCAAUCACUCAAGUGGCCCUCGGAAACAGAUCUGAAAUCUCCAAAAUAUCAGCCAAGGAUCACACAAUCAGAUAGAGCAAGACCACACAAGCUUAGCAAUCUCUCGUCCAAUCUCACUGCCAUGGCUUCACCAGAGGACAUUGUCAUGGGAGACGGAAGGGAAGACCCCCAACCCCAGGAGCCCUUUGUCCCUUUCACCCUGGAAGAAAAUAUCGGCCAGCUCAACUCCAUCGACCGGUCCAUUGUCCAGCUGAUGAACCACACUGCCACUGCGCUUGGCGCCCUCACCACGCCAGCGUCAUCCGACGACAGCAAUCCUUCAGCAUCAGUAGAGUCAACAGCGCAAAAGGAGGCAUUCAGGGAGGCCACAGGUACUUUUCUUGAUACGCUCCAUAGUAUCGACGUACGAAUGAAGCGCCAAAUCCUCGCACUAGAAGAAGCGGGCAUCGUCAAUCUAUCCAGCGGACCUCGGCAAGGCCGCAACACUACUGUUAAGCCAUCUCUGAAGCCUAAUGGCAUGGGAGCCAUCGGAAAUCUGGAUGUUGGGUGGCUGAACAGUCGGAGUACCAAAGUUGAACGAGAUAUGGAGCUGGAGCUGUGGAGAAGGGCGCGGGAGCUCCUUGAAAAGGACGAGGGGAGCGUCAAGAAGGAGUAG